Molecule: messenger RNA, 729 nt
Organism: Knipowitschia caucasica
Lineage: Eukaryota; Metazoa; Chordata; Actinopteri; Gobiiformes; Gobiidae
Source: the annotation of a GenBank genome assembly
AUGAGCAAAGAGCCUCAGGACUGUAAGACCGCACCAAGGCGACCGCGGGACCUCCCCGAGCCCAAGCAGCAGGAGGCUGUCCAGGAGCCUCAGAGUGACCGACAUCUCAUCGACACGUCUCCGGUCCUCCAGAAGCUGACCAGUUUUGAGGAGGCCAUCGGAGUCUUGUUCACCCACGUGAGGCUGCUGGCCCGGGCCUUCACCCUGCGCACCGAGCAGAAGGAGCAGGAGGAGGAGGAGCAGCAGGAGGAGGAGCAGCAGGAGGAGGAGCAGCAGGAGCAGAAGGAGCAGGAGGAGGAGGAGCAGCAGCAGGAGCAGAAGGAGCAGAAGGAGCAGGAGGAGAAGGAGCAGCAGCAGGAGGAGCAGCAGGAGCAGAAGGAGCAGAAGGAGCAGGAGGAGGAGGAGGAGCAGCAGGAGGAGCAGAAGGAGCAGGAGGAGGAGCAGCAGCAGGAGGAGCAGCAGCAGGAGGAGCAGCAGGAGGACUCAGAGGCUUUAACCUUGUCCUCCCACAGACCAAGAACCAAGGACCUGGACCAGGCCCUCAGAGUUCAGCUGAUUCCCUCCAGGCCAGAACCGCAGGAUUUGAAAGAUUUCCAGAAGCAGCGACAGUCGGACCCUCUCAAACUGUCACCGCUCAUUUCCCUCAAACUGAAGAGACGCGGAGAUCGAUACAGUCAUCUCUGCAGCGGAGAACACGGAGACUUCAAUGUCAAGCCAGGACCGGACUGA